Messenger RNA from Porites lobata, 330 nucleotides. NCBI's taxonomy places the organism in Eukaryota, Metazoa, Cnidaria, Anthozoa, Scleractinia, Poritidae. The record is from the annotation of a GenBank genome assembly.
AUCAUCGUGCUCUCCUGGCUUUUCACAAUCUUAAAGUAUAUGAACCCACUGAACUGGGGUGGGGUCUUUCUGGCUUAUGACAACAUGUGCCAUUUGGAUGGCCUAAAAGCUGCUAAAAAUCCCUUGCCAUGGGCAGCUCCUUGGGACAGAGCAUGGAUGUUUAUCCAAAAAAUGAUAGAUAGUUUGGACAUCCGCAACCACAAAGACCAGUCUUGCAAAGAAUCAUACAAUCCAGCCAGCCUGAAAAAAGAACUCCCUGAUGGCAACACUAUGGCUGCUGAGCAAACAUUUGUGUGGCUGUCACACUUUAAGAAAAUUUUAUGUGCCAUG